Molecule: messenger RNA, 2439 nt
Organism: Branchiostoma floridae (Florida lancelet)
Lineage: Eukaryota; Metazoa; Chordata; Leptocardii; Amphioxiformes; Branchiostomatidae
Exons: 4
Coding region: 149-1336 (395 amino acids)
Source: RefSeq, a predicted model, not a curated record
ACAAACAGUGCGCAUGCGCUCUCCACCAGUUGAUCGGCAAUCGGGACCCGAUUGUUCCUUUUGGGCACGUAAACAACAACAACCCGGCCGUGAGGGAAGUUCACAACUUCGGUAGACAGUCGUGAAGUUACACCCUUGUACCCAGUCCAUGCCCGCAGACGACCCUCCUGAACCCUCGCCCAUCAUGACGGUUACCGACAUGCUACAGGCCGUUGUUACCGAAGAUGACUACAAAAGAUGGAGAAAAGAGAACGGCAUCGGCGAGAAGAAGAAGAAGAAAAAGAAGAUGCCACGGAAAGGUCUGGACGAGCUGAAAUCCGAACGGUCAAGCGACUCCGAGAGUAACGAACGGACGGACGGACGGAUGUCAUGGGCGGACAUCAUCGAGCUGGAAGAAGGGGACAGUCAGUCGGACGAUUCCGCGGACCAGGAGACCUCUGGGUCAGAGACACGACUGUCUCCCAGUCCUAAUAAAGCUAACCUGGACCGGAGAAAACAGACAGCAGGGGCAGUAACUCUAGCGAAGUCUACAGAGGCAGUAACUCCAGCGAAGUCCAUAGAGGCAGGAACUCCAGCAAAGUCUAAAGAGGCAGUAACUCCAGCAAAAUCGAAAGGGGCAGUAACUCCAGCAAAGUCCACAGAGGCAGUAACUCAAGCAAAGUCAGUGAAUGGCUCGAGUCAAAGCGACACGGUGAUUCAGAGCUCGAGGACUAAGAAUGACACUACAGCAAAUGCCGCCAAACUUUGUGUACGAGGCACUGUCAAGAAAACCGGUGAAAUCGAUACACUUUCCUCGACAGAGCGUACAACAGACGAUGUCGUCCGCAAGGUGCACAUUCCAGCGACCGCGGGGAAAUUGAAUUUGAGGAAACAAUUGAAAGGGGAAACAAUUGAAAAGUUAGUGUCUCUCACAUCGGCCGCGGAGAAUGACACUUCGGCCAGAGAUGAAUCGAACUCAGAGGCAGCUGAGGGCGUCACGGCAAUGGAGGAUUGCCAAAGCCGAAAGGGGACAAGAAAGACAGGCCAGCAUCGUCUGACGGCAGAGCAGCACCGGCAGUUGCAGGAGUUGCGGCGGCGGUACCCGUCCAUCCCCCCGCUGACGUGGCAGAGACUGCGCGCUGUGCUGGAGAACCACCCCGCCAUGCUGGACAUGCCGCACGACGACACGCUCACCUUCUUCAGUCAGCAGCCGCCCAGGGUGAUGAGCAAGGCAGUGGACAACCUGCGGAAAGACUGCUACCAGAAGAUGCGGAACCCCUGGAACUUCCUCCAGGCGCUGACGGAGACAGCGGCGCGGGAGUACAUCAAUCAUUCCGUCUACAACAGCGCGGUCUAGCUUCGUUCCCUGGGCUCCUUCACAGGCUCUACGAAUCUGUUUUUUUUUUAGUCUCUAGCAUCGGUAUGUUAGCCUCCAUAGCAGGCUCUCCGGGCCUCUUAGCGUCUUGUUGGGUUCUUACUUUUGCUGGCCGUUUCUUUUUGUACUGGGUGGUUUGCGCCGUCGACGCACCGGUGGCACAAACGACACAGUACAAAAAGAAAUGACCAGCAAAUAAAGGUGUUUUAUGAGCAAAAAAGAGACGAAAAAAGACCCAGAGAGUCUGAUAUGGAGGCUAAUUGUAUGUCAGGUUAUAUCGCACUCGAGCCCUACGGUCAACAACAAUAACUCGAGUGCAAUAGAACUGAUAUACCAUCAGAAAACAAGCCAAACCUGUAGAGCCUGCUAAGAAGGCCGUAUGUGUCCAAAAUGAGGGGCUCUCCGUAUGAGUUCCGUAUUUUCAUUAUUGUGGUUUAGGUAAAAUUUGCGGUCGAAAAUGUCAAUUGAAAGUCAAAGUAGAAUACAACUUCUUGUGUUCCCCACAAACUUUACCUACACCAACAGAAUGUCAAUAUGCAACUUGUACAUACGCGCUCAUGUGACCACUCCUGGAUAGCGCACUAAGAAUUUAUCAACGGAUGUAACGUUACGAUGUGUAGACAUUUUGAAUAGAGUUUUUCUUGUAUAUUUGUACAUAGGCAUGUGGAUUUUAUAGUAUCUUUUAACAGACUGAAUUUAGAGUUUUUCAGACUAUUUUAAUGACCUCGAUCGCCUGGAAUUAGGAACUUUUUGGACUCUAUAAUAAUACCUGAGAAUGUAUAACUGAUUUGUAUUUUUCACGCAUUUAAUAAUUUCGUCUUUAGUGAGUCAUUUGGACGCAUGUAAUGCUAACUGAUGAGCUUAAAUGUGACUCUAUGCAAUAUGGUAAAAUCUGAAAGUCUGUCAAUGGUUGUAACUAUCACUAAUUGUACAGUCUUCGUAGCAUCGUCAGCGUAACAUUUUACAUCGCUAUUAGAUUAAUAAUAUCGUCAGAUGAUAAUUGGGGAAAAUGGGCAAAUGUUAUGAUGUAUGUUGUGUUAGACGGGACAUCUGGUACAGAAUAAAUGUACGUAGUCGAUGUGAAA